CUCGAGUUCGAAUCGCAUGUAUUUGAUAUUGCUUUCCACCCCAGCGAAGAUAUCGUCGCUGCGGGCCUCAUCACGGGCGAAGUACAUUGCUAUAAGCUGAAUGUCGGCGAUGGGGCCGAGAACAGCCAUCUCUUCUCAUCGGAUCACCACAAGAAGUCAUGUCGAGCACUGGCUUUCAGCCACAAUGGCGAUUCUCUCUAUACCGCCUCCAAAGACAAGUCGCUUCAGGUGCUGGACUCUUCCACCGGGAAGCUGAAGCUCCGGAAGGCCGACGCCCAUGACGAUCCCCUCAACUGCCUGCUUAAUCUGAACGAGAACCUGCUCGCGUCCGGCGACGACGGUGGCGCUGUCAAGAUCUGGGACCUUCGACAAAAAAAGAAAGUCAUCUCGUGGAAGGAGAAUCAGGACUUUAUUUCGGACAUGAGCUUUGUUGCCCACAAGAAGACCCUCGUGGUUACCAGUGGCGAUGGGUGCCUGUCGAUCUUCGACAUACGAAAGCCAGCGCCUGUGUGCGUCUCGGAUAACCAGGAUGACGAACUGCUCUCCGUCGCCAUCGUCAAGAAUUACAAAAAGGCCGUUGUUGGGACACAAGAUGGUGUUCUGUCGAUAUUUUCAUGGGGCAACUGGGGAGACUGCACCGACCGCUUUCCCGGACAUCCAUCCUCGAUCGACGCCAUCGUCAAGAUCGACGAAAAUACCAUUUGUACCGGAUCCAGUGAUGGUCUGAUUCGCGUCGUGGGCAUUCUGCCGAAUCGACUCAUUGGUAUCCUGGGCGAUCAUGGCGAAGGCAUGCCGAUCGAGCGACUCAAGCUCUCGGGCUCCAACAGCUGGAUCGGGAGCUGCUCGCAUGACUCUGUUGUCAAGUUCUGGGAUGUUGCCUCAUCGGCCGAUGACCAAACUCACGAUAACCAAAGCGACGAAGACGACGACGAUGAAGACGACGAUGAAGACGAAGAC
Polychytrium aggregatum is the source of this 957-nucleotide messenger RNA. RefSeq names its product WD40-repeat-containing domain protein. The record is from RefSeq and is a predicted model, not a curated record. Lineage: Eukaryota; Fungi; Chytridiomycota; Chytridiomycetes; Polychytriales. The transcript is spliced from 8 exons. The annotation marks the transcript as partial. Gene Ontology annotation, molecular function: protein binding.